GUACCGCGGUGAGGCGGGGGGUAACGGUCUACAAGCGUUUGUUGAAACUCAGCGAGCGGUGAGCGGGGAGUCAGACGAAGCGGGGAAGAAACGCGGCAGAGCGGGCGAUAGCGGGGCGAGCGCGGAGAGCGGGGCGGUCGCGUCUGCGGAGUGCGGCGAGCGGCAGCGUCAGUUCAUUCGGCACUUCGGCAGUCCCACAUCGCAGUGUAUAGUGCCACCGUGUUCAUAAUGUCUAGCAAACUCGUAAUCCAUCACGUGAAAUCGCACCCCGAACUAUGGGAUAGCACGGACAAAUUGAACAAGAACAAAAGGGCAAAGCAGCGCGCGUGGAAAGAAAUCUCAGCGGCGAUUGGUGGAGCGAAUGACACAAAUAAACUCAAGAAACGUUGGAAAAACUUGAAGGACGCAUUCAGAAAAGAAUUAAAGAGAAUAAUAUCCAAUGAGAUAGACACGUCAAGUUGGCAAUAUUUUGAAGAUCUGAGUUUCUUAACGGAAGUGAUAAUGAAAGGGAUAGGGACAAGGGUUAGAUACCAAACCGAGGGUGAUGAUAGCAAUAUGAACGAAGCCAUUGAAGACGACGACUCAAAUGAUCCUUUGAUUGUGAAAACCGAACUUAUGGACCCAGAACCCAGUACGUCUAUGGAGUGUAGCUCCUUCAUUGACAGUUCACAAGCGAACGAUGAUACAGCUAACUCCACAGAUAACAAUGAAGUGAAAAUAUCAAACAAAAUAAAGUCAUCAGACGAAUACGACGCUGAUUACAUGUUCCUUGUCAGUCUUUUGCCGACCAUGAGGAAAUUGUCCAACGUUCAGAAACUACAGUUUAGGGGAAAGGUUAACCAGUGGUUGCUUGAAGCUGUAUCGACGGGGUACCUUAAAAAGAGGAGUAAAAUGUAUCCAGACAGCGAUGACUCUUUUGAAUGAACAAGCCAGAAGAGAUCUGUCGGAGAGUUAUAAAGUUUUGAUCCAUCAUGCCGCUUUAGUACGGUUUUUUGGGAAUUAUGUAAACAAUGCCAGCUAUUGACGAUUGAAUGACGAACGAUUACUAUUGGGUGUUGUAAUAAUGACCAACCAUGCUUUACUAUUAAGCAAAGAUUAUCUAUAGGACAUUUUUAACCUAUGUAUUAUUUUUAUAUCUACUUAUAAAACUUGAAACCGAAACUUUUUAGUUUUACAAAGACUAAUAAUUAGAAAUAACCUAGAAGUAUAUUUUUGAGAAUAACAAAACAAUUCAGAACAAUAUUACUAUUAUUCCAAGAAAAGAAAAAAAACAACACAAUAUAGGUAAUAUUAUAAUGUUAGCACAAAUUACCAGACAAUAGUACUGCUUGAAAAUAUAUUCAUGUCUUUAUGUUUUUGUACCUUAAAUAAACAUUUUA
Bicyclus anynana (squinting bush brown) is the source of this 1379-nucleotide messenger RNA. RefSeq lists its product as uncharacterized. Lineage: Eukaryota; Metazoa; Arthropoda; Insecta; Lepidoptera; Nymphalidae. Gene Ontology annotation, molecular function: DNA binding. The transcript has 2 exons. Gene Ontology annotation, cellular component: nucleus; transcription regulator complex. Gene Ontology annotation, biological process: regulation of transcription by RNA polymerase II. The record is from RefSeq and is a predicted model, not a curated record. The coding region runs from base 229 to 924 and encodes 231 amino acids.